Messenger RNA from Coniophora puteana RWD-64-598 SS2, 1928 nucleotides. RefSeq names its product general APC amino acid permease. The record is from RefSeq and is a predicted model, not a curated record. Lineage: Eukaryota; Fungi; Basidiomycota; Agaricomycetes; Boletales; Coniophoraceae. Gene Ontology annotation, cellular component: membrane. Gene Ontology annotation, molecular function: amino acid transmembrane transporter activity. The transcript is spliced from 14 exons. Gene Ontology annotation, biological process: amino acid transmembrane transport. Bases 75 to 1790 code for a protein of 571 amino acids.
GUCUUCCUUCGCUUCCCCCAUUCGUCCGUCCUUAGCCCCUCCCCUUGGACACGGACUCGAGCUCUAAGGUGACGAUGAGCGCAUACGAGAAAGCGGAUAGCAUCGGUUCGCACAAGGAUCUGCCGACCCUUGAGCACGGAAAGGCCGACGUCUACGUCGCCCCCGCGGACGACGAUAACCAUUUCGAUGUCUCGGAGCUAGAUUAUGUUCGUAGGCAGCUGAAGCAGCGCCAUGUUCAGAUGAUUGCUAUUGCUGGCACCCUCGGUACUGGUCUCUUUCUUGGUUCGGGAGAGGCUAUCAGCGGCUCUGGCCCUGUCGGCGCUCUUAUCGCCUACGCUCUCGUCGGCACAGUCGCGUACUCGUCCCUCUGUUCUAUAGGAGAGAUGACCUGCUGGGCUCCCAUAUCCGGUACUUUCCCUCACUAUGCUGCUCGCUGGGUGGACCCUGCUUUUGGUUUCGCUGUUGGUUGGAAUUACUUCUAUACAAACGCUAUGACUGUCCCCGUGGAAAUUUCCGGUGCUUCCCUGCUUAUCACCCUGUGGGAUGUGAACCACGGUGCAAUCUACACCGCGGUCAUUAUCGUUUUCGUCUGCCUUAUCAACAUCUUUGGCGCCCGCGCCUUCGGAGAGGCCGAAUUCGUGUUCUCCAUAAUUAAACUGAUCAUGAUAACGGGCCUGAUCAUUCUCAGUUUGAUCAUCGAUGUUGGCGGCGGGCCGGACCACCAUAGAAUCGGCUUCCAGUACUGGAGGAACCCCGGUGUCCUGGCUGGCGCUGGUCUCGAGCCCAACAAUAUCGGUCUGGAUCGGUUCCUUGGCAUCUUGUCGGUUUUGGUCCAGGCUGCAUUCUCGUUCCAGGGCAUGGAGCUUGGAGAACGCCCGGGAAAUGGGAAAGGCGGCAUUUGCCGCCGCGGCGGCGUGGCGGCGCGGCGGCAGUGGCGCGCUGCAUCCGAGACGGAGAACCCGCGCCGCAACAUCUCGAAGGCCGUCCGCCGGGUGUUCUAUCGCAUCCUAAUUUUCUACAUUCUCGGAAUCUUCUUCACGGGCCUCCUCGUCCCAUACAACGAUCCGGCUCUCCUCCAGUCGGCCGGUACUGCCGCCCAGUCACCCUAUGUCAUCGCCAUGACAAACGCAGGCAUCAAGGUCCUGCCUAGCAUCAUCAACGCCGGUGUCCUUACCAGUGCCUUCUCCGCCGCGAACUCGUUCCUGUUCUGCUCGUCGCGUAUUCUCUAUGGUCUAGCGCUCCGCAAGCAGGCACCACGCAUCUUCGCCAAGUGCACGAAGAAGGGUCUGCCCAUCGUCGCUGUGCUGACGUCCAGCUGCUUCGCCUUUCUCGCCUUCAUGGGUGUUUCGGCUGGUGCUGAGACCGUUUUCAACUGGUUCGUUAGCUUGUCGACCGUCGGUGGUUUCUUCUCGUGGGGUUCCAUCAACUUGACCUAUCUCUUCUUCUACCGCGGUAUGAAGGCCCAAGGCAUCGACCGCAAGCAGAUGGAAUACUGGAAUCCACUCCAGCCCUAUCUUUCUAUCUGGGGUGUGGUCUGGUGCAUUAUCCUCAUCCUCAUCAACGGCUUCGAGGUGUUCUGGUCGUUUAAUGCUUCUGACUUUUUCACCGCAUACAUCAACAUUCCCUUCUUCGCCAUCCUUUACUUAGGCUGGAAAUUCUACAAAAAGACCAAAGUCUGGAAACCCGAGGAUAUGGACUUUUUCACCGGCAUUCCGACGGUCGAAGAGACCGAGGGUCCCAUCGCUCCGCCAAAGAACAUGAUGGAAAAGAUUGCCAAUAAGGUGUUCUAACCAUUUUCGCAUUAUGUGAUUAGCGUAGUCCACUUCUCUAUCUCUCUUAUGUUCGGGUUUUCGGUCUGCUUAAUGUAAUAUUGACGAUACCUACUUAGUGUACAUGAUCAAUACCAUUCAUUUCACGACUUGCUUGAC